Toxoplasma gondii ME49 is the source of this 7508-nucleotide messenger RNA. Its product is annotated as RAP domain-containing protein. Lineage: Eukaryota; Apicomplexa; Conoidasida; Eucoccidiorida; Sarcocystidae. The record is from RefSeq and is a predicted model, not a curated record. The transcript is spliced from 6 exons. Bases 1198 to 6768 code for a protein of 1856 amino acids.
CACGUAAACCCACUCAUCUUUGCCAAACUCUCGAAUAUCUUGUUGGCAAGAGCAUGUCAAGGUACCGGCUGCGUUUCUACCGCACUAACUCUCACGCGCGCAAAACCCGCCGCAUGUGCACAGAAAUAUGUGUAUCUGCAUACAUGCGUACAUGAGGUAAAUCUGGAAAGAUGCACUCAAAAAUGUCUUCACAGUUAUGCGUCUUCAUAAUCAGAUUUGUCUCGUAGAACUAUGGUGGAACUUGCGAGGGUCAGGCAGAGAAGCUGCCCCUCGUUAGCCCCUCGUAGGUUGGCUUCAGUCGAGGGUUACCUUCUGCGCACGGGCCACAGAUGACCGAGAGUUCCGCUUCGGGUCUAAAACCUGUGCAGUAUUCUUGCACAAUUUUCUGUCAGUGAUUUUGAGCGCGCCAGUUCCUGCGUAGACAUCCCCGAAUACACUCCUAUGGCGCUCGAGCCUCUCGAACCCUCUGUCAGUGUUAUCACUUCUCUCCCAGAAGACAGGUGCUUUCGUGUGGUAUGGCAUUCCCCUUCAGUGGCGUAUUCUUACCCUUUGCUUCCUCAGCGUUUCCAACGCAAAACCACUGCACGUUUUAUGCGUCGGCUGACACCCAUUGUUCAACCCAGUCUACCAGUCUCAGAGGUUCACAACCCGAGUCGAGAAACCAGAGCCCGAUUUGGGUGUCCUUACCUUCACUCCGUUCUACAUUUUUCGCGCCCCCUGUUCCAACCGCGCGCGGAGAAGCUCAUCAUUUGUACAGAGUCACUGUCCACCAACAAAUACUUGUAAUGGGAUGCCUGCAACACAUGGUCUAGCCGUGGCCUCUACUUUUUUUUGAUGCCGGCUUUGUCCGAAGGAUCGGCUUUUCUUUGUCGCGUCCACCACAAUGACCCAAGACCGCGGUCCAGCAGCGCGGCCAAGUCUCCUGCACACGCAAAGCAGACUAUUCUGUGCCUGCAGAUGAAGCACUGCAAAAAGCCGAGAUUUCACCCAGCGCCCGUUCUCUGUUGAACCAGAUCUUUCUUGCGGUUCACGAAUUUCCGGCGGAAUCGUCGACGUGACCUUCGAAACGCCGCCUCGGAGGCAUCAGACGUUGCUUCCGGGACCUCACAAAGCAGGCAGCUUUCCGCGCGAAGGUCUGCCUCGUCAAACGUCUGUUGCGUUUCCCACUAGUUCCUUUAGAAUCCAAAGAAGACGAGAAUGCAAGUCCGCACCGCCGGAGUAUGCCGGUGUCGUCCAGGGUCGGCGCGCGGCACUCCAGCGCCUCUCCCUCCGGUGUCUUUCACGGACGCGGCAAGUUCUCCUGUGCGGAAACCGCCAACGGGAACGAACCCGUCUGCGGACUGUUUGCAUGGGUUGGUUUUUCCGUUUUCUCGUGCCGGCGCUGAAACAGUCAGAGGCCACUCGCUCCUUCAGACGAAUCAAGCGGACAAGACGGGGCGAGUCUACAACGGGAAAGACACGCAUGUCUCAUGGUUCAGACCCUUUUCCACCCGGGGUCAUUUACAUGGUGCCUCGCAGAAAAGCUCCACUCGCUCGGCACCGAACGACCGACGUAAAAGCGCAUCCCGCAUCAAUGUGGCCGUCGACAGGUUGACGAGCAACAUUCACGAUAUUUCGGACAUGAGUCCGCAUGUGCUCACGACGGCAACAACGGCUGCAGCGAAGCGCGGCAUGAAGGGCCAUUGGGCAGCUUGCGUUUCCCGUGCGUUCGGGCUACGUCGCGGGUUAAGCGUGCGAGAUGCCGCCCUUCUCUUCACCGCCACUGCCCGCAUGCACGCGCAAGACGCUCGGUUUCUCGACAUGCUCGCCGACGUCCUCCUGACGAAGUUUCGAAAGGUCCAGGAGCAACAGGCCCUGCAGGAGCAACUGCAGGAGCAGCAGCAGCGGCAACGCCGCCGGGACAGCUUGAGAGCAGAGUCGCCGCUUCCGGCUUCUCGAAGCCGUCCUCAAUCGCAUACACUUUCGCCCGAUUCCCCAGGUCUGCCUGACUCUGGUUCGCAAGUUUGCCCGUCGCCUGCGUCUCCUGGAUCGUUCACAGAGUGUUCAUCUCAGUUGAGGUCCGCCUCUGCCCCGUCUUCGCCGUUGCCUGUCGCAGCCACAUCUUCUCGUCUGCCUCCUGCGGCCUCUCCGCCUUCCUUUCCAGUCAUACACCCUGCAAUGUCUCUCCCGUCGGAGUCGCGUGCCGCUGCCUUCUCUCCGUUUGCCAUUUACUCUGUCGCUGUGGCGUGUGCCUCGCUGCGGUACUUCAACGAGGAGCUUCUGACCGCCUUGGCCACCGGCGCAACGCAUGUGCCUCUCUCAGCCUUUAAUGGCUUCGACCUCGUCGGUCUUUUGGCGGCGUUUGCAUCCCUGAACUUCGUGCCUCCACCCGCGUUCCUCAGGCAAGCCCACAGACUUCUUGGAAACGAAAUGCGCCUGUGGACCUCUCGCGUCCAGCAGGCGCUUCACGGCCACCAGAAAAGCCUGGAAGGGCGAGCGCAUGCAGCCGAUCGACCGGGGCAGACUAGCGUGGUCGGGAAGCCGUCGCAUGUGCCGCCACCCCCACAGUUUGGAGAGAGCUUUCCGCGAGGGUGGCCUGACGGUGGCGCUGACGAGAACUGGAAAACCCGUCGCUCUGCGGACUGCACAUCUUCUUCCUGCUCCCCCCUGUCCGGUGGCAAGUGCCGGGAUGAAGAGAGAAUGAGCGAACACACGACCGGGUUUCGAGAAGAACACAGAGUACCCCGAGAACCUCAUUUUGGUCGCGAACUUCCGAUAAUGGACGCUGUGACACACGGGAGUCUUCCCGACCGACAGACAGUGAACGUUGCGUCUGUUCUUCACUCCAUGGCGAAGAUUGCGGAACGCAGUGAAGCGCUGUCCGCACAAGGUCACAGAGAAGCGGGCCGAGAUUUCGGUUUGCCCGCGAGACACGACACCACGGGAGUGAGACAGUUGCGUGACGGAGGUGGAAAGGAACAAACAGAAUUUUUCAAGAUUUGUCUCACGCUCAUCCGGACGCAUUUAUCUGCACACCUCAACAGUGGUCGCAUCUCCGAGAACGACCUCGUUUUCUCAGGCUGCGCCGCCAGCGACGGGACCCCUUUUGCGGCAGAUCAGGCCCAACAGCCUGAACGCGAGCCACACCGAAACGUCGGCGCUUCGCGGCAUGUGGCCGUCGACCCUUCGUCGAGCUUUCUUUGUCCUCGCUACAAUUUUGCGUUUUCCUUAACGUCUCUUCGAGAUAUCUCUGCCAUUGCGUGCGCGCUCAACUUCCUUCCGUCCCUGCAUUUUUUUUCUGCUUUGAAAGAGUCUCAGGGUUCCUCGACUGCGACCUCUUCGGUCGUGCGGGUCAUCCUCGACGACCUGGCCCUUCUGGCGCCUCGCAUUGCAGAGCGCUCUGAAACCACAUCUGCUGCUCCGGCUGAUUUGGGCCCCCCUGCAUGGGCGCCGAGCGUGACGGGCGACUCUUUGUCUUCUGUUUCUUCUUAUCCUCCCCGCUCCUUUGAUUCGAGGGGCGAGGCUCCGGCGACACAAGGCAGCGGCAGGCUUUCCUGUCCGAGAGGGUCCGUUCUCCUCCCUGGGGCUGGUCAAGCUGUCCCUGGUGCCGUCUCUCCGGGUGUCGCAUCUUGCGCGGAUCUCCGCCGUUCGUCGUCUCCUUCAACGUUUCUCUCCCUGCUUGCCAUUGCGCGCGCCCACUCACGACUUCAGCCUCCAGUUCACCCGCAAGUCCACCUCUUGUCCUGUUGUCUCCGCGAAAUGCAGCGACACCCAUCGCUGCUCACGGCCAUGCGCUUUGUCGCGCUCUGGCGCAUCUUCUCCUCGUUGUGUCCGCGAAAUGUGGAGGAAGUCUUCCGGUCUCGUGGCUGUUCUCGGGGCAUUGCUGCAGGCCGGGAAGCCCCCCAGCUGCGCCUUCAGAUGGCGCAUUCUUUCUCUGGAGAAGUCACUGUUGCCGCGACUCCGAAGGAACCGUCCAGCCCUCUCUGGGUGGGCAGUGACCAGGAUGUGGAACGAGUGGCCGCUCUGGGUCGCGCUGCUUUCGGAUUUCUCUGUCAACAUUCCGAGCGACUGAUAUUCGCGUGUACUCUGCCUCAGCUGGCGUCCGUUGCCUCUUCGCUGCUCGCGUUCGAACCGCUUUUCAAGACUGCUGACGCAGAAGAAGUCCGGAGCGCCUACACUGUGCAGGCUACCUCGGUCGCCAACGCGAUUCGCCGCCGCUUAGUGCAGCUGUACCGCAUGCAGGAGGAGAGACCUUUAGGUGCGAUCGGGCAGGGAGACUUCGAUCAGAGAGACGGUUUCGAGGGUGGUGCAUCUGAAGUUUACAGGAGUGAAAUGGAACCGACAGCGCGCAUAAGCAAGUGUAAUGCCUCUGCUGAGGAACUCCCUUAUCCCGAAUGCAUCGAGACUGCACGGCAAAAUGGAGCUCGGGGGAAGCUUUUAGAGCGACCACAGCAAGUUGUGUGGCUCAUGGGAGUUCUAGGCCGCUUCACUCCAGAAAGCGGGCAGUACGCAGCUCUGCCUCUCUUGACUGCUCUUUGCGCCAGCGGCGGGGUAGAGAGCACGCAGAAGUAUCUCAGCUCGGAGAGUCGCAUCUUUGCAAGACCGGACAGCUCGCUGAAAGGGUACCCUCCAAUUUCUAGUGGAAGGAUCGUCCCCGGGCGCGACGGGGGUCCUAAUCGCGCUAACGCAACCGAGAAUCUCUCGCAUGCGUUUGCGUCCACUUGGGUCCAGGGUCUGAGUGCGCAAGAGGCUGCUGUCCUGCUGAGAGCCAUGGCUAGGCUGCACCUGCGGCACAUCCCUCUUCUGACACAGGUUUGUGUCCACAUCUCUGUGCUGCUAGAUACCUCGCUCAACGGCAGUGAUCAAAACGUGGACCAGCAAGAAAGAGGUACACCGAUCGGAGACUCGACAGUGGUGGUUUGUGAUGCCGACAUAGAAAGGAAAUCGACACAAGGGGGACUGAAUCCGGUCUCUGAGCGGUCAAGUGAAGCGCACGAUGGCAGAGCUCAGGGUUUCACCUCUGCUUCAUCGUACGGUUCUAUGACACCCUCGUCUUCUGGACCGUUGUGUGUUUCUGGGCAUGCGAGUUCGUCGUCGCUUGCAAGCAUCCUGCUUGCUCUUGCCAAGUUGGCAUUUCAUCCUUUCUUUCUGUCGGGGCCAAACGCUUGUGCGCUGCGAUCGUCUGCCUUGCCUGUGUCUCGCAUCAACGGUAUGCCGCCCAGCGAGGCACAACCAGACGCAUCUCGCUCCGGUAUUUUUGGUGUACGCACACUGCAGCCAGUUACCCAAGGCUGCACACCGGACUCGGCAGCUGCCUCGGCCUGGACAGCCGUUUUGCGCAGCCUAACUCUCCGUUGCGAACGGAUGUCGCUCGAUUUUUCGGCCUCCAAGUCGCCUCCAACAGAGUCAGAAGGGCAGACGUUUCCGGAACUUGGAAGUCAACGGUGCGCUUUAAUGCGAAGCAACACAGAUUCAGUGGCACAUGUCACAGAAGAGCCAGUGACACUAUUCACUGCAGUGAAUGCUCUAUACGCGUUGGCGUUGGUUGAUUUCGAUUCCUGUUGUGUCAAGACCGUCCAAAACGGGAAUCAAACGCCUCCACCAUGGGAGAGUUUUGGCGAACAUGGCGCUGCACAGUCCACCUCUGCUGAGCUUUGCGAAGGCUCCAACAGGGGGAGGGCUGAACGAGCUGGAGAACAUCUUUUUUCGGAGGCUAUUGCAGCUCUGGUAACUGUCUGCAAGGGCCACUUGUUCACCAACGGGACGCGAAACCUGAGCACGACGCCCUCGGCUGUCCAGACAGAGGGUGAGUGCGGGAGCAACAGUGAGGAAGCGGAGUUUGAAGGCAGGCUCUCCGAAAAUGCAGUGAAAGACGUCGCGUUCGAAGUGGAUACGUUUGAUGCUGGUGGAGGGGAAAGGGGGACAUCCGAGAUAUUCGGUCAGCUCAUCGCUGUACAUGCCUCUCUAGAACGGCUGCAGGCGAGUCACACCGCCACUUGUCGCUCCCGAGGAGCAGCGGCAACGCAAGAGGGGAAUGCGGGAUGCCCACCUUCCUCUGCCAAGGCAGUCUGUGAGCCUCAGCAUCAGGGCCCUGUUUCUCCCCAGACGAUGGAAACAUUGAAAUUGGCGAGGAACCGAGGAGAAAACGUCCUCCGGACCGGGCGCAUGCCGAGUCCAGCCACACUGGCCACUUCAGCGUUCCAUCGACAGGCCAUGAUGGCUCUUGAAGCGACUCUCCCCGAAGAGAGGUUUUUGACCGAAGUUCCAUUUCUCAGCGGCGUCUUUUUUAUUGAUUGCGUUUUGCACGAACGGAGUCCACCGGUGGCGAUUGAAUUCGACGGCCCGCUUCAUUUUUACCAUCCGGCGUGCUACUCUUGCUCAACGCCCCGGCACUCGGAGGUCGACGGUAGCGAAGCCGAGGGGAGCGCGCAGGUGGUUUUUUACGACUUUGAAGAUUUCGACCAAGUCAGCAAGAUUUCGUCCCAUAGCGUGGAGGGCGGCACUGGACGCUCGGUCCGAGAAGAUCGGAUGCACCAUUUCGGAGCCGAUACAAAGAGACAAGCGUGUGACCCGAGCGACAAGGAAAAAAGAAUGACAUCUCAGCAUCAUCGAUGGAGAGGAUUGAGGGCUGCGCAGUACACGAGUUUAAGCCUUUUUAAGCAGAGGCUUCUGGAAAGACACGGUUUCCGAGUGGUUCGGAUUGCCUACUCGGACUGGAUGAGACUGGACGGCGACCUGGAGAAGCAAAGGCACUUUCUUCUGCGAAAGAUUGGCACUGCUCCAGACUGAUAACUAGAUUUUUCCGUUUCCAUGUCCGAGUCUGCACUGUACUGCGUUGUGUUUGGGCCGUCCCGAUGCAGACUUUCUGUGGAGUACAUCCGGCUAGACAAACGCGGGCGAAAGCAAAGGCUCGCAUCUCGUGUCGGUUCACCAAAAACUCAAUCUAUAUUUCGGACCUUUGGAUGAGGUGACGUUCCCUCGUGUGCUGAUGAGUCAGCACUUGGUAUCCGGCAUGUGCGGUUCAGCCGAGCGAUUCCUGGGCCCCAGAGCCUUGUUAAGAGUCCGCUGUCAAUGGAUCUCACACGACCGCCCGACGGGUUUCUAUCGCGUAGCCAAGUGCUAGUGACAGCGGGGCACACGUGGUGCAACCAGAGGGAUCUUCAGAACUGCAGCUUGUUUUCUGUGUUCUGCAGGCCCAAAAGAGAACUGCGGGUGUUCCUAGCGUCGCCAGUGCAGUUGCGUACGAACCAGGGCAGGAUGAGCCGAAGCGGACUGAGACUGUACCAAACACCUGUCUGUUUCCGCUUCUCAUGCGUGGUCCCUGUAUGUAUCCUGUCGAGAGCGAUUCAUGUCGGUUGUCGCGUUCAUGCGUCGACGGUGUACCUAGAACCUCAGCUGGGCCUGGACGGCAGGGAUGUGACCCAAGACUGUGCCCGCAUGCAAAGUUUCAUCAGGCCCGCAUGCAUCUCGAAUCACAUCAAUGAGAUGAAUCGCACGCGAACUGUGCGAGACACUUCAUUAUCGUCUAC